Nematostella vectensis (starlet sea anemone) is the source of this 2085-nucleotide messenger RNA. Its product is annotated as NSFL1 cofactor p47. NCBI's taxonomy places the organism in Eukaryota, Metazoa, Cnidaria, Anthozoa, Actiniaria, Edwardsiidae. The transcript is spliced from 11 exons. Bases 154 to 1284 code for a protein of 376 amino acids. The record is from RefSeq and is a predicted model, not a curated record. Gene Ontology annotation, cellular component: nucleus; cytosol. Gene Ontology annotation, molecular function: ubiquitin binding. Gene Ontology annotation, biological process: autophagosome assembly; membrane fusion; proteasome-mediated ubiquitin-dependent protein catabolic process.
UGGGUUUAACCCUUGGAAGUCACCCCUUUUUGUUUGCAUAUCAGACUAAGAUAAUCAUACCAGCCGAAAAGGAACAAGAAGAAGAAGAAAAAAGAAACAAACAGAAAGAAAAGGCAUUCAGUGUUCUUUCUUUUUUAUUCACUAGCUAAAUUUAUGGGUUUCCUGUGUGAUUCCCGACUGUGGAAAACUGGAAAUUUCCUCAAAUCAAAGAUGGCGGACAGUGAAGAACACAGUCGUUUGAUAGCGGAGUUUUCCGAUGUGACGGGGGCAGAUACGGAGAGGGCGAGAUUCUUCCUAGAGUCCUCUGGCUGGCAGCUGCAUAUUGCCCUUAGUAGUUUCUUUGAGGAUGGGGACUUGCCCUCACCCCCUCACAAUCCACCUCAGGCUGAGUCAAUGCCGGCUCAACCUGAAGCAAGCCACCCAACAAGGGUGAGUCCAAGGUUCGCCUCAAUAGCUACAUUCCAGGGUCACCAUGAUACAGAUAGCGAUGAAGAUCAAGGCCAGGCAUUCUAUGCUGGAGGCUCAGAACACAGUGGGCAGCAAAUCCUUGGGCCACCAAGAAAGAAACAGAAUGCCGACGACAUCACACAAAAUAUCUUUGAGGAGGCCAAAAGACAUGGUGCAGAGGAAGUCUCUGAUGAACCUGGUCCAAGUCAACCGUGCCCACAAGUGUUCAGAGGGGCAGGGUACCGCCUUGGUGACACAGAAGGCGGAGUAGCCAGGCCACAACCCGGAACAGUUCCGAUGACGCAGGACCAACCGUCACAGGACACGGAGGUAGCUCUUCGCUUCUGGUCCAAUGGCUUCUCAGUGGAUGAUGGUGAACUUCGCUCUUUCGAUGACCCAGAAAAUGAGGAUUUCCUGGCAUCUGUCAAAAAAGGCGAAAUUCCCCGUGAGCUGUUGCGGCUUUCUCGUGGAGGGGAGGUGCAUGUUAAUCUGGAGGACCAUAGACACGAGGAGUAUGUUCCUCAGAAGAAAAAGAUGACUGCUUUUGCCGGAGAAGGCCGCAAGCUCGGAAGCCCUGUUCCAGAAGUCAAAUUCAACGAAGAGAAAAAGCGGGCAACAGCAGCAGCCAAUCAGGCGCCGAAACCCUUCAAUAUAGACCAAUCACAGCCCACCACCAGUAUUCAAAUUCGCCUGGCCGACGGAACAAGAAUGGUGUCCAAGUUCAACCAUACCCACACAGUAGCGGAUAUCCGAGGUUUUAUCACUGCUCCGUUCAUCUCAGCGAUUAUGCAAACAUCUGCACGUUCAUGGGUGCUAGAGGAUAUUUGGGUGUGCUAAAAAGAUAUUUUGGACAUACUCUACACAAGACAAUUUUAUGGUAUUAUUUAGUGUGACGCGCUACCGUGGCCAGCGAUACAAAGUCUUAGAGUGAACAAGUGCUACCGUGGCCACCAAUACAAAGUCUUAUAGUGAACAAGUGCUACCGUGGCCACCAAUACAAAGUCUUAUAGUGAGCAAGUGCUACCGUGCCCACCGAUACAAAGUCUUAAAGUGAACAAGUGCUACCGUGGCCACCAGUACAAAGUCUUAUAGUGAGCAAGUGCUACCGUGGCCACCAAUACAAAGUCUUAUAGUGAACAAGUGCUACCGUGGCCACCAAUAUAAAGUCUUAUAGUGAGCAAGUGCUACCGUGGCCAGCAAUACAAAGUCUUAUAGUGAGCAAGUGCUACCGUGGCCAGCAAUACGAAGUCUUAUAGUGAGCAAGUGCUACCGUGGCCAGCAAUACAAAGUCUUAAAGUGUUCCAGUGGUCACAAAUACAAAUUAAGCCAAUUACCAUGGGAAAACCCGUUUUGAUUGACACAAGUUUCAUAACUAGAAGCAGCCUGAUAGGCUAUAUAUGAUGUGCAUUAUUAUUUUUUUUUUGCCAGGCUAGUUGGCUGGUGAAGUUUAUGUCAAUCGGACGGCAUCUUUUUCACAUCCUUAUUGGUCUAAUUCACCAAACUGUCAAGGCCAUACUAGCACACAUCUGAUUGUAAAAACGAUAGCAAUAAGAAGAGCAAUGAGCCUCAUUAUCCCAAUAACAACUUUUCCACAGCUUCUGUAUAAUUUUAUUAAAGUAUAUAAUUUUGGGAACUUCA